CGCGCGUUCCUAGGGCGCCACCUCUUUGCGACUCGCUCACUUCUCCGGCAGGUUUGCCUGCGAGCGUGUGAACAUUCCUCUGCUCGGCUUUCAACUCUCCUCCAACCUGCGCCGCCCGGCCAGCAUGCCUCCCCGGUCGUGAAGCGGGGCCGCUGCUGCCCUGCCGCUCGCUCAGGCCGCCGCCGCCCCUCCGCGCCGCUGUUAACCCGCCCUCGCCGCCACCUGGCCCUCCUGAUCUAACACGCACUUGAAACUGGUUCCCAGGGUGUGUGGAAUCAACUUUCCGGAAGCAACCAGCCCACCAGAGGAGGUAGACAGACAGCUAGGUCCCCAGAGAGAGAGGAUACGAUGCUGUGGAGGCUGGUUCAGCAGUGGAGCGUCGCGGUGUUCCUGCUGAGCUACUCGGUGCCCUCCUGCGGGCGCUCGGUGGAGGAGCUCGGCCGCCGACUCAAAAGAGCAGUGUCUGAACACCAGCUUCUCCAUGACAAGGGGAAGUCCAUCCAAGAUUUACGGCGACGAUUCUUCCUUCACCAUCUGAUAGCGGAAAUCCACACAGCGGAAAUCCGAGCUACAUCAGAGGUGUCCCCCAACUCCAAGCCUGUUCCCAACACCAAGAACCACCCCGUCCGGUUUGGGUCUGACGAUGAGGGCAGAUACUUGACUCAGGAAACCAACAAGGUGGAGACCUACAAAGAGCAGCCACUGAAGACACCCGGCAAGAAAAAGAAAAGCAAGCCUGGAAAACGCAAGGAGCAGGAAAAGAAGAAGCGCCGAACUCGAUCGGCCUGGCUGAACUCGGGCGUGGCUGGGUGUUGGCUGGAAGGGGACCACCUGUCUGACAUCUCCGCGACAACGCUGGAGCUCAAUUCACGGCGGCAUUGAAAUUUUCAGCAGAAACAUUCAGAAGACAUAUUGCAGGAUUCUGUAAUAAUGAACAUAUGGAAAGUAUUAGAAAUAUUUAUUGUCUGUAAAUACUGUAAAUGCAUUGGAAUAAAACUGUCUCCCCCAUUGCUCUAUGAAACUGCACAUUGGUCAUUGUGAAUAUUUUUUUUUUGCCAAGGCUAAUCCAAUUAUUAUUAUCACAUUUACCAUAAUUUAUUUUGUCAACUGAUGUAUUUAUUUUGUAAAUGUGUCUUGGUGCUGCUGAAUUUCUAUAUUUUUUGUAACAUAAUGCACUUUAGAUAUACAUAUCAAGUAUGUUGAUAAAUGACACAAUAAAGUGUCUCUAUAUUGUGGUUGAUUUUAAUGAAUGCCUAAAUAAUUAUCCAAACUGAUUUUCCUCUGCGCAUGUAAAAAUAGCAGUAUUUUAAAUUUGUAAAGAAUGUCUAAUAAAAUAUAAUCUAAAUUA
This is a messenger RNA of Kogia breviceps (pygmy sperm whale), 1348 nucleotides long. It is a transcript of the gene PTHLH, whose product is annotated as parathyroid hormone like hormone. Gene Ontology annotation, biological process: bone mineralization. Gene Ontology annotation, molecular function: hormone activity. The record is from RefSeq and is a predicted model, not a curated record. NCBI's taxonomy places the organism in Eukaryota, Metazoa, Chordata, Mammalia, Artiodactyla, Physeteridae. Gene Ontology annotation, cellular component: extracellular region.